AUGGAGACGGGAAUGCUAAUACACGGCCCUGCCCCUCCCCCAACUUCUUUUUGGCCUCCCUUCUCCCGCCUUCCCUCAGGCCCUGCCCAGCCCCCUUCUCCCUCCCACUCAGCUCCCUUCUCCCCUCAGGCCGUGCCCAACUCAGCCCCCUUCUCCCCGCCGCCUGCUUGGCCAGUCAGUCCCCCGGUCAGCUGCUUCCGGUCGAAGCCGUUCCCACCCAGUUACCCGCGUGUUAGCCGCUCCACGCUGAGAGCACCCUGUGGGCGCUGUGCUCACGGUGUCCCGUGGUUGCGCUCGGAGCGGGAAGGCCAGGUGCUGGGAUACAGCGUCAUACAAGCUAAUGCACAGCCUCGCUGGCUCUGCUGCUACAUGGAGAAAGAAGGAAGACAACAAGUUGGGGGCACUUUCAGAGUGGCUGUUGUAGAGGAUAUCAAGUCUGGAUCAUAAUGGCAAUUAAGAUGUCAACAACUCUUUCAGUGCUGAUAACUUUAGCAGAAACAUCUAGAGAAUGUUCCUGUUCCACAACCACAAACUAGCUUCCAUGCCUCCUCAGAUGUGUAAACCAAGCUGCCAAAACAUCCAACUACUAGCAAUGUGCUGCAUUAUCAAUAUAUAACUGUGCAGCACACUGAAGACUGCACAACGUAAAAUAAAGUUUAAUAUAAAGAUGA
Mauremys reevesii (Reeves's turtle) is the source of this 671-nucleotide messenger RNA. RefSeq names its product neural Wiskott-Aldrich syndrome protein-like. Lineage: Eukaryota; Metazoa; Chordata; Testudines; Geoemydidae. The record is from RefSeq and is a predicted model, not a curated record. The coding region runs from base 1 to 447 and encodes 148 amino acids. The transcript has 4 exons.